GGAGAAAGAAAGGCAGGAUAAUAAUUUGACGUCAAAUAUAUAAGAUUCAAAAUUCUGUGCUAACCACUUACGAUGCCAGUCAAUUGAUUCUGAUAUAGGGUAGCAUUUCAAAGGUAUAUGCUUCAUUCUUUUUCCAGCUUUUCACGACGCUGGAGGAUCCGUUACGCGUAGGGAAAAGUAGAAUAAAAAUGUUGGCAUUUCAUUUGUUUGCGAUUUUGGUGCUAUUUCAGCCUGUAAUAUCAAUCGAUGUAACGCAGGAGGAAGGACAGAGUAAUUUGUUUGGAAUUGGUAAGAUUGGUGAUGGGAAGAAGUACUGUGAUGUUAUGUUCUUGUUUUGUUUUUUAACCAAUGAGUGAUUGCUAAUAAAAUACUUUACAGCAAUAGUACACGAAAAGACACAACCGCACAUUCCUACAAUGGUAGGUAAUGUAAUGAAGAAAGUGAUGGCUAAUGCAAAUGGAAUAUCUAUAAAAGAAUACUACAUUCAAUACGAUCAUGAAUUUGCACCAUUUGGUGAAGACGAACAGUGUAAGUUACCAUUUGGUCUCCUGUUAAGCUCUCUAUUUGUGUCUAAUCCUUCCGUGUAAUUAUACCGUGCACAGUCUGUGCAGCCAUGUUUGAGGGAGUUUCAGUCCUGCUGGAUACGACUUGGAUUGAUUCGAGAUACCUAGCCAGUGCUGCAGAAGAGUUCGGCAUUCCCUACUUCCACAUUGACCUGUCCGUGCAAACGUAUGUGAAACUGCUGGAAAGCUUUCUAUUGGCGCGUGGUGGCAACGAUGUAGUGUACAUCCUGCCAAACUACCAGGAUGCAGAUGCCACGAUUUAUCUGCUCAUAACAGAUUCAUAUCUUCGGGCCAUCGUCUUUGGCGAACUGGACGGUGAUACGGUGGACAGAAUAAAGGACCUUCGACCGUAUCCAUCCUUUUACGCCGUGAUAGCAGGAACGAUGGAAAUGAACACCAUACUUCAAAAAGCCAUUGACGGUGGGCUGGUGCGUAAGCCGGAGAAGUGGAACUUGCUGUUCACCGAUCUGCAGACAGACAAGUAUACCCUUGGGGAUGAUUUCCCACAAAUGAAUCGUUUGGUUCUGGACAGCAACACGUGUUGUAUCCUUUUGCAACAGCGCUUUCCCUGCAUCUGCCCUGACCCGUUCGAUCCGAUGGAUGCACAUUUACAGAAUGUGCUGGAGCGAAUUGUGCAAUGGUUUAUCAAAGAUCCGAUUCCUCUGGUACGCGCAUCUAACUGUACGCCGGAGUCACAGCAGCAAGAGCUGUUGGAGCAUGCGAUCGCAGCGCAGACGAAACUAAUGAACGAGAUCGCCGCGAUGGCAGAAUUUUGGAUCACACCCGAGAGCGGUAUGUUACGUCCCAAUCUUAAUCUCUCGAUAAUCAGCCAACCCGCAAAUCAAAACACUACCAGUGCAGCAGCACAGCCGCCGCCAGCUACCACAAUCGGAAAUGUGGCAAAAGGUCAGAUAGUGCUGGUUAAGAACGAAUCGCUUCAACCUAGCAAACGGUUUUUUCGCGUCGGAACAACCGAAUCUAUACCGUGGGCAUAUCGCAAACGUGAUCCAAAUGGAAAUAUCCUGCGCAAUUCGACCACUGGUGAGCCGAUCUGGGAAGGGUACUGUAUCGAUUUCCUGCAUCAGCUGUCGGUUGUUAUGAACUUUGACUACGAUCUCGUUUCGCCACGGAACGGUACCUUCGGGCUGCGUGAUGCGGACGGCAAAUGGGAUGGCCUUGUCGGCGAUUUAGUUGUGGGUGAGAUCGAUUUUGCUAUCGCCUCGCUCAAAAUGACGGCCGAACGGGAGGAAGUGGUAGACUUUGUAGCGCCAUACUUCGAGCAAACGGGCAUCCUGAUAGCAAUGCGCAAGCCGGUUCGCGAAACGUCGCUGUUCAAGUUUAUGACCGUGCUGCGACUGGAGGUUUGGCUGAGUAUCUUGCUAGCGAUCGUUGCAACCGCUGUCAUGCUGUGGCUUUUGGAUAAGUUUUCACCAUACAGCGCGAAAAACAACAAGGACGCGUAUCCCUAUGAGUGCAGGUAACAGAGGGCCAAUCUUGCUUACGUUCAUAUGCAAAUUCAUUUUAAACAAAAAGUGCUGUUUUGCUUUGUCUAUUUUUGCAGAAAAUUCACACUGAAGGAAAGCUUCUGGUUUGCUUUGACCUCUUUCACCCCACAGGGUGGCGGGGAAGCACCGAAAGCCCUCUCGGGUAGAACGCUUGUGGCUGCAUACUGGCUAUUUGUGGUUCUAAUGCUGGCUACUUUCACAGCGAAUCUAGCCGCCUUUCUCACGGUCGAACGCAUGCAAACGCCUGUUCAAUCGCUGGAGCAGCUAUCACGGCAAAGCCGCAUCAAGUACACGGUCGUGAAGGAUUCCGAUACGCACGACUACUUCCGUAACAUGAAAAACGCAGAAGACGUGCUGUACCAAAUGUGGCGCAAUCUUACACUGUCCAGUGGGAACGAUCAGGCGCAGUAUCGCGUCUGGGACUAUCCGAUAAAAGAGCAGUACAUCAACAUCCUGUCCGCGAUCGAGUCUGCCAACCCGGUAGCUACAGCAGCUGAAGGGUUCCGCCGUGUCAACGAGCGCCUCGAUGCUGACUUUGCAUUCAUACACGAUUCCGCCGAAAUAAGGUACGAAAUAUCGCGCAACUGCAAUUUCACAGAGGUCGGCGAGGUUUUUGCCGAGCAGCCGUACGGGAUCGCCGUACAGCAGGGCAGCCAUUUGCAGGACGAGUUAAGCUAUUUCAUACUUGAGCUGCAAAAGGAGCGCUACUUCGAGUCGCUCACGGCUAAAUUUUGGAACAACAGUGCCCGGUCCCAAUGUCCCAACACCGACGACAGUGAGGGUAUCACGCUGGAAAGUCUGGGGGGUGUAUUCAUAGCGACAUUGGUGGGAUUAGCGCUUGCAAUGAUCACACUGCUCGGUGAGGUAAUUUACUAUCGUCGUAAGGAGACCAGCCGAAAUUUUAUUAAAGUAGCACCAUUCGGAAAUGCGGACAAACCCAUGGCGCGGGAUGGUAAGCGCAUUGCUCUGAAACAAAAAUCGAUCGCUGCGGUGAAACAUCUGCUCGAUUUGGACACGCCAGCUAAGGCGCUUCGCGGUGCGACGACGACAGUGAAAAUCAACACGAAAAAAGAGAAGCCAAUACCGAAGGAAAUUACGAUCGGCAAUAAGUUUGUAUCGGCGGCAGAAAAGCAACAAAAACUUUCCUACAUUUCCAUAAUGCCUAGGAAUGCUAUACAUUAGCUACAUGCAACAUGGCCUCUAUAAAUGGAUGAAUAAUUCAAUGUUUACUUUAAAUAUUUUAAACUUUUAGUUACUCAUUAGUGAAAUGGAUGUAUGCUUUCUGGUUAGUGCAUUAAACACAAUUCUACAAUACGAAAGUAUUAAAAAAUGCUUUGUUUUCAAAAGAAUUAGAAAAAACACUCUGUUCACGAAGAAAUAAACCAUAUUCAUUUUAAAAGGCAGAUCAUUCCAAUGAACUCAAUGUUGUUCCAGCUAAUCUCAGAAAAGCCCAACAAUUGUUAUGAAACACUGCGGAGCGGCAACUAUUUUUAACACUGGUUCGCCAAACAAAUUGUAUCUAAGGGUGGGAAUGAACGAGCUGCUCAUUUAUUCUGACAACUGACCAGCUGCACACGCAAAUAAAUGUGUUUGAUGGUAGCGGUUGUCUGGCAAUGGUGGUAGUAGUCCAACGCUCAAAGUGUAUUGUCGU
Anopheles gambiae (African malaria mosquito) is the source of this 3719-nucleotide messenger RNA. RefSeq names its product ionotropic receptor 25a (gene Ir8a). Gene Ontology annotation, molecular function: transmitter-gated monoatomic ion channel activity involved in regulation of postsynaptic membrane potential; glutamate receptor activity. The transcript has a single exon. Lineage: Eukaryota; Metazoa; Arthropoda; Insecta; Diptera; Culicidae. Bases 2072 to 3250 code for a protein of 392 amino acids. The record is from RefSeq and is a predicted model, not a curated record. Gene Ontology annotation, cellular component: plasma membrane; postsynaptic membrane. Gene Ontology annotation, biological process: synaptic transmission, glutamatergic; modulation of chemical synaptic transmission.